GUGAAUACGGAGAUCAUCACUAACUCGAUUAGUGCCUCAUCUUCUUCAAAGCUACACAAUAUUCAUAUAUCGAUCCCAUCCCCAUCCCCCUCCCCUCCUUUGUGUAAUUAAUUUUAGCUCUACUUUUUUAAUUGGUAUUUAUUAAUUACAAUAGGUAUGGACACGAAAGUUAUUUCCACCGGAAUCCGGUACUCUAAUUUGCCGGAAAGUUACGUGAGGCCGGAGUCAGAGCGACCGAGGCUGUCCGAAGUUUCGACCUGCGAAAAUGUCCCAGUCAUCGACUUGGGUUGCCAGGACAGGACCCAGAUUGUUCGACAAAUAGGAGAUGCCUGCGAAGACUACGGCUUUUUCCAGGUGAUAAAUCAUGGGGUGAGUAGGGAAGUAACAGAGCAGAUGCUACAAGUGGCGUUUGAUUUCUUCAGCCUGCCGGUGGAGGAGAAGCUGAAGCUCUACUCGGACGACCCCUCAAAGACAAUGAGAUUGUCUACAAGUUUUAACGUGAAUAAGGAGAAAGUUCACAACUGGAGAGACUAUCUCAGACUCCACUGUUAUCCCCUCAACAAAUACCUUCCUGAGUGGCCUUCCAAUCCACUUUCCUUCAAGGAAAUUGUGAGGAAUUACUGCAUACAAGUGCGACAACUUGGGUACAGACUUGAAGAGUUGAUAGCAGAGAGCUUGGGGUUGGAAAAGGAUUACGUAACCAAGGUUUUGGGUGAUCAAGGACAACAUAUGGCGGUCAACUACUAUCCACCAUGUCCGGAGCCAGAGCUGACUUACGGACUGCCUGGGCACACAGACCCCAAUGCCCUCACAAUUCUUCUUCAAGACCUCCAGGUCUCCGGCCUCCAAGUUCUUAAGGAUGCCAAGUGGGUUGCCGUCAAUCCUCACCCGAAUGCCUUUGUCAUCAACAUUGGUGAUCAAUUACAGGCUUUGAGUAAUGGAAGGUACAAGAGUGUGUGGCACAGAGCCGUUGUCAACGCCGAUAAGCCAAGAAUGUCGGUUGCUUCCUUUCUUGUCCCCAGCGAUGAUGCGGUAAUCAGUCCUCCAAAAGCUCUAGUUGGUCAUGAUGGCUCCGGAGCCUUAUACAGGGAUUUCACUUAUCCAGAAUACUACACCAAGUUUUGGAGCAGGAACCUUGACCAAGAACAUUGCCUAGAACUCUUCAAGAAGCACUAGCUACCACUUAGCUAUCUCUUGCAAUUGCUUAAUAAAAAUACCAACCUACCUCGCUAGCUUAUCUUGGAAGUUGGAAUCGCAAUUAAUACUGCUCGCUUCAUUUCUUGUUUAAUUAAGCACUUGGGACCUCCAAUUUUCUUUACUGGGUCUGGUGGUUCAACUGUUCUUGGUUUGUGCCCAUGCAUGCACAUUAAUUUUUUGUUACUGUUUUUAAGGUAAACCUGAAUCCUAAAAUAAGAAAAAUCAAACUACAAGCA
Tripterygium wilfordii is the source of this 1433-nucleotide messenger RNA. RefSeq names its product protein DOWNY MILDEW RESISTANCE 6-like. NCBI's taxonomy places the organism in Eukaryota, Viridiplantae, Streptophyta, Magnoliopsida, Celastrales, Celastraceae. The record is from RefSeq and is a predicted model, not a curated record. The transcript is spliced from 4 exons. Bases 157 to 1176 code for a protein of 339 amino acids.